Messenger RNA from Aegilops tauschii subsp. strangulata, 687 nucleotides. The record is from RefSeq and is a predicted model, not a curated record. NCBI's taxonomy places the organism in Eukaryota, Viridiplantae, Streptophyta, Magnoliopsida, Poales, Poaceae.
AUGCCCUGCGCGCGUUCACCGUCGCCCCGCUCGCACCCUCGCGUGCUGCGGUUGCUGCCUUGCCCUGCCGCUGCAAACUGCUGCUGCUACCGCCGCCUUCCCCGAUGUUCUUGCCGGCCGCGUUCGCAGACCCGCGCGCCGCCCACGCUGGCCCCUACGCCUGCGCGCGUCGACCGCGUCCUUCCCCCUCCCAGUGCCCGCUCCAUCACGCCGGCGCUGGCGCCGCCCCGCUCUGCUCCCCCGCAUCCCCGCGCUCGCCCGCGCGCACACCUUCGCGCCCACGGCCGCGCGCCUCGCCAAGCGCAGUCCGCGGCCUCCCUCCCUUCUGAUGUUGCUCCUUGCCGCUGCUGGCCUCUCCCGCGUCCUACUGCUGCUGCUGCGCGGCUGAUGCUGCUGACCACCACUGCCUUGCUCGUCGGCAUCGCAGCCGCCUUGCCCGCCGUCCCUCGCAUCGCCCCGCUCCCUUGCCCGCUUCCCGCCGUGGCCGCCCCGGCUCCGCUCGACCGCGCCCGCGCUAGACCAGCGCGCGCCGGCAGCCGCGCCCUAGCCGCCCAGCCCCGGCGCUGCCCCGCAGUGGCCUCGCCGCUACCAUCUCCGGCGCCCGGCCCCAGCGCCGCUUCGGUACCCCCUCCGCGCCCGCUGGUCGUCGCCCGGGUCGGGCACCUGCAACGCCCGUGCGCCCGUUAG